AUGCGACAAUCAGCAGCUGCAUCGUCACGACAGUCCACGCUGCAGAAUUCCGCGUUGAAUGCCGCUGCACAAGCGCGUCUUCUCGAAAAGAAGAAAGAAUACGAGGCGGUUGCAGCCUUGGAACGGGCGAGUGUGCAGUUUGUCAGACGCAUAGACGAACUGGGCGACGACUUCGAUGUUAUGGCCGACGCGGGAAAAGUGUGUGGGCAAGUGUUGGAGCAAUGGCCGAACAUGUUCAGAAUUCUGGGCCUAUUCUUGUCUGCCCGCGAACACCAACAAGACGAUAGAACGACCUCAGAUCCGCAGAGCACGUCCGGCGAACGCCUCGUCAGGGUACCCAUUGACGAGCUCCGGCCAUCCGAGGACAAGACAUGA
This is a messenger RNA of Rhodofomes roseus, 375 nucleotides long. RefSeq lists its product as uncharacterized. Bases 1 to 375 code for a protein of 124 amino acids. The record is from RefSeq and is a predicted model, not a curated record. Gene Ontology annotation, biological process: attachment of spindle microtubules to kinetochore; mitotic cell cycle. Gene Ontology annotation, cellular component: DASH complex; mitotic spindle; mitotic spindle pole body. The transcript is spliced from 3 exons. Lineage: Eukaryota; Fungi; Basidiomycota; Agaricomycetes; Polyporales; Fomitopsidaceae.